This is a messenger RNA of Fraxinus pennsylvanica, 2487 nucleotides long. NCBI's taxonomy places the organism in Eukaryota, Viridiplantae, Streptophyta, Magnoliopsida, Lamiales, Oleaceae. The record is from the annotation of a GenBank genome assembly.
AUGUCAGGUAGACUAUCAAAUUAUACCUUGUUAAGUCAAACUCCCGACGACUCAUUGUUACCGCAGCCUCCUCUGAGCCGGAUCGGAGCGGCGGUGUUCCCACCGUCGAUCGGUUUGCAGAGGCAGUCGAGCGGCAGUAGCUUUGGUGAUAGCUCGAUCUCGGGAGACUACUACGCUCCUUCAAUUCCUUCGAACCCCGAGAUGGCGUCUUUUGGCCAUAUUAGCAAUGGAGGAAGCGGCGGAUUUAAGGGGACGUCAUGUGGCGGUGGAGGAGGCUCGUGGUCUUCUAAGAGCUGGGCACAGCAGACGGAGGAGAGUUACCAACUACAGUUGGCUUUGGCUCUUCGGCUGUCCUCCACAGCUAUUUGCGCUGAUGACCCCAAUUUCUUGGAUCCCGUGCCGGAUGAGUCGACAUCGCGGGCUUCUUCUUCUGCUGCCUCUGCAGAGACCAUGUCCCAGCGAUUUUGGGUAAAUGGUUGUUUAUCAUAUUUCGACAAAGUUCCCGACGGGUUUUACUCGAUUCAUGGAAUGGAUCCUUAUGUUUGGACUGUCUGCUCCAAUCUUCAAGAAAGUGGCCAUAUUCCAUCAAUUGAAUCUUUAAAGAUCAUGGAUCCUUCCGCUUUGUCUUCAAUUGAAGUCAUUUCAGUUGAUAGACAUAGUGAUCCCAGCUUGAAAGAGCUGCAAAAUUGGAUUCAUAAUGUGUCCUCUAGUUGUAUUAACACAAAGGAAGUUGUUGACCAGCUUGCAAACCUAGUUUGCAAUCGUAUGGGGAGUGCAGCUUCCAAUGGCGAAGAUGACUUGGUUACGAUCUGGAAAGACCAUAGCAAUGACCUGAAGGAUUGCUUGGGAUCGAUUGUGCUCCCUAUAGGUAGCCUGUCCGUUGGACUUUGCAGACACCGUGCACUGCUAUUCAAAGUUUUAGCAGACAUCAUUGGCUUACCAUGUCGAAUUGCCCAAGGAUGUAAUUAUUGUACAAGAGAUAACGCAUCCUCAUGUCUUGUUCGAUUUGGACUCGACAGAGAAUAUCUCGUUGAUUUGGUGGAGAAGCCCGGAUGCUUGUGUGAGCCAGAUGCAUUGUUAAAUGGUCCUUCUUCCAUUUCAAUUUUCUCACCGCUACGCUUUCCUCGAGUCAGACCCGUUGAACCUGCAAUCAAUUUUAGGUUGCUGGCCAGACAGUAUUUCUCGGACUUGCGAACGCUUAAUCUUGUGUUUGAUGAUUCUUCAGCAGCUGGAAUCAAUAUUGAUGGCGAUAUGAUGGAGUCCGUAUAUCCUAAACAACCGGAAGUUCUAUACAUGGAUAGAAUCAGCCCUCAGGCCAGCUCAAGCAAUCAAGUUGAAAUUUCUCAAUUAACACAAUUUCCAGUACAUUCCUGGAUAAAGGUUCUUGAUAGAGAACUAUUGAUUUCCCAACCGUCUAACCCUCAUAACAUAGUCAAAGACUCAGCCCCUCCAAAGCAUAUACCCGCGAUUGUGCAUAAUGAUGGUCAACAACUAAUUGCAAAGCCAUAUCCUAGGAUAAGCCCUAGCAGAGAAGUGAAGAUUGUUGAGGGAGGUAAAGUGGUUCCAUCUAAAUCAAGUGAAUUUGCAUUUGAUUUCGAUGGUCUGAUCAUUCCGCGGAAUGAUCUUGUUCUGAAGGGGACAAUUGGAUCAGCCGGUAUUUUUCAGGAAGUUGCAGUGAAGAUUCUCAUGGAACAAGACUUCCAUGGGAAGCGAUUCAAGGAAUUUUUACAGGAGGUUGCGAUUAUGAAACGAUUACGCCAUCCAAAUAUUGUGCUUUUAAUGGGUGCUGUUACGGAGCCACCAAACUUGUCCAUAGUCACUGAAUAUUUAUCGAAGGGUAGUUUAUAUGUACUUCUGCGUGAUCCCACUGCGAGAGCAGCAUUGAAUGAGAGGCGUCGGUUGUGCAUGGCUUAUGAUGUGGCAAAGGGGAUGAACUAUCUUCAUAAACGCAAUCCUCCCAUUGUUCAUCGUGACUUAAAAUCUCCUAACCUUUUAGUUGACAGAAAAUAUACCGUGAAGGUCUGUGAUUUUGGUCUUUCCCGUUUAAAAGCCAAUACGUUUCUUUCAUCAAAGACAGCUGCUGGAACUCCUGAGUGGAUGGCACCUGAAGUUCUCCGUGAUGAACCAUCAAAUGAAAAAUCAGAUGUAUACAGUUUUGGUGUGAUUUUGUGGGAGCUGGCAACAUUGCAGCAACCAUGGAGUAAUUUGAAUGCAGCGCAGGUUGUAGCGGCUGUUGGUUUUAAGGGUAAACGGCUUGAGAUUCCACGUGAUGUGAAUCCUCAGGUUGCAGCCAUAAUUGAAGCCUGUUGGAUAAAUGAGCCAUGGAAACGCCCCUCCUUUUCCAGCAUCAUGGAAUCCCUGAAACCUUUGAUUAAAUCACCCCCUGCAACUCAACCAGGCAACAGGAAUAAGCGUAUAUUGCCACAGUCAAGCCUUGACGGUUUGUCUGAAAGUAAAGUGACUGCCACAAGAAAAAUGGACGCAUAA